Molecule: messenger RNA, 750 nt
Organism: Talaromyces atroroseus
Lineage: Eukaryota; Fungi; Ascomycota; Eurotiomycetes; Eurotiales; Trichocomaceae
Exons: 3
Coding region: 1-750 (249 amino acids)
Cellular component (GO): cytosol; nucleus
Source: RefSeq, a predicted model, not a curated record
AUGCACCCUCCACUGCGCAUCGCCGUCCUGGAAUGCGACACCCCCGUGGACGCAGUAAAAGCACAAUAUGGAACAUACGGCGAUAUAUUCAAGCGGCUCUUGAAAAGCAGUGCCGCAGCCCUGGGAAGCCUCAACUUCGAAUCCGACCUGAUGAUUACGGGUUGGGAUAUCGUGGAUGGCACAGAAUACCCGAGCCUUGACGAGAUCGACGCCAUCUUGCUGACCGGAUCCAAACACGACGCUUUCGCCGAUAUACCCUGGAUCAACACCCUCGUCGAAUACACGAAGAAAGCGUAUGCUCACGAUCGAGUGCGUAUCAUCGGAGUGUGUUUUGGCCAUCAGAUCCUCGGCAGAGCCCUCGGUGCGCCAGUCGGACGAAGUGAUCUAGGAUGGGAACUCUCCGUGUGCGAUGUCGAUCUGACAGAGAAGGGCAAAGAGCUUUUCGGAAAGGACAAGCUGAAGAUACACCAGAUGCACAAGGAUAUUGUGUCGGCAUAUCCCAAGGAGGUCGUCGCGCUUGGCUCCUCGCCUCGCUGUGCCGUUCAGGGCAUGUACGCCGCGCGAAAGCUGAUUGCCGUCCAAGGGCACCCGGAGUUUAAUGGCGAGAUUGUGUCGACAAUAAUCACGCUUCGCAGUGAAGCCGGGGUCUUCUCCAAGGAAGCGUCCGAGGACGCAAUCGCAAGGGCACAAAUUCCACAUGAUGGCGUUAGCAUUGGGGCUGCUUUUCUGAGAUUUCUGCUUGAAGAGUGA